AUGGCGCCCGAGUUCUCCAACGCGCCGCUAUGCACGAUCGACAUCGCCGCUCUCAAAGGCACCCGGUUUCUCCUCCCCGACACGCGGCAGCUGGCGUACCGCGAUGCGGCAGGGCGCAUCAACUCGCACUUGCUGCUCGAGUGCGCCAAGCAGGUGAAGCGCGGGGCGGUGACGGUCAGGGAGGACGUGCGCACGAAGCUGGACAAGUGGGUGCGGCACGCAAAGUGGUGGGAGAAGGAGCAGGGCGUGUCCUGGGAGCGCUCGCCGACCGGGGUCUGGGUGUCGUCGGCGGGUGAGCGCCUUGAGGAGACGCGCGAGGCUGCGCUGAUGCGCCAGCGCACCGAGGAGCUCGAGCCCAAGGCGGCCUCGCGAUGCGAGGGCGUCGCCACGCGCAUCCGCGAGAAGUUCAAGCCGCUGCUCGAGGAGGACAGCGCCGGUGGCCCCGGCGGCCAAGGGGACUCGCUUCGUCAGCCUCCGCUGAUGAGCUCCGAGCUCGCGAUGAAGCCUCACCAGCUGAUCGGGCUGUCCUGGCUGCACGGCCUCCACCAGCACGGCACGGGCGGCAUCCUCGCGGACGAGAUGGGGCUCGGCAAGACGGUGCAGACCAUCUCACUGCUCGCGCAGCUGCUCGGCGAGGGCGACGAGGGGCCGCACCUCGUCGUGGCCCCGGUCGCCACCCUCGAGAACUGGAUGCGAGAGUUCGCGAUGUGGUGCCCCGCUCUGCGGGUCGUCAAGUUCCACGGCGACGAGGCGACCAAGGCCGCGGUCCGAAGCAGCUUCUCGCGGCGCAGCGAUGAGGAGCCGCCGCACGUCGUCGCCUUCCUCCAGCGCAAGCUCGGCCGCGUCGGCGCGCGCGGCAAGCUGUCGUACCUGGUCGUGGACGAGGCGCAGAAGCUCAAGAAUGACAAGAGCAACGUGCACCAGAACGUCUCCAAGGUGGAGGCGUGCCACCGGCUGCUGCUCACCGGCACGCCCGUCGAGAACAACCCCGCGGAGCUUCUCACGCUGCUCUCCUUCGUGGCGCCGCGCCUCUUCACCGCCUCGGGCAAGGGAUCGCGCGCCUCCCUCUCCGCCCUCUUCAGCAGCGUCGGCAAGGGCGACGGCGUCGCGUGCGCGCCUAAGGUGGCCAAGGAGGUGCUCAGCGCGCUGCCGCCAAAGACGGAGGAGGUUGCGGUGGUGCGCAUGCCGCCCGCGCAGGGAGCCGCGUACUCGGAGACGGUGGCGCGCAUCGCGGCGCAGCAGCGCGAGACGCUCGAGCGGUGGGCGAGGCGCAAGGCCGCCGACCGCGCGGAGCUCGACGCGGGCUGCGAGGAGGAGGUGGACGGCAGGGACCGGGGAUGGAUCGCCAGCGCCUUCACCGACCUGCGCAAGGCGGCGCAGCACCCGCUGCUGCUGCUCCGCCACUACCGCCCGCUGCUGCCGCGGAUCGCGCACGCGCUCCACUGCGAGGGCGCCUUUGGCGACGAGUGCACCUCCGAGAUGGUGCUCGCCGAGCUGGAGACGUGGUCCGACAUCCAGGUCCACCUCAACUGCAAGGCCUACUCGGCGCUCCGCUCGCUCUGCCUGCCGAGCGCUUCGCUGCUCGGCUCGGCCAAGGCGCAGAAGCUCGCCUCGCUCCUCCCGCCCCUCGAGGGGCACCGCGCGCUCAUCUUCUCGCAGUGGACGCAGACGCUCGACGUCCUCGAGGAGCUGCUGCACAGCCUCGGCAUCGCCUACCGCCGGAUGGACGGCGCCGUCUCGCCGCAGGAGCGGCAGACCAUCGUGGACGACUUCACCGCCGACGUGUCGAUCAGCUGCCUGCUCCUCUCGACGCGCGCGUGCGGCCUCGGCAUCAACCUCACGUCGGCGGACACGGUGAUCCUGCACGACGUGGACUUCAACCCGGCCGUCGACCAGCAGGCGAUGGACCGCGUGCACCGGAUCGGGCAGACGCGGCCCGUGCGCGUGAUUACGCUGGCGACCGAGGGGACGGUCGACGAGAAGGUGCUCGCCAUCGCGUCGAAGAAGGUGCUCAGCCAGCACACGCUGCUGGGCGAGGGAGGGGCGCAGGCGGACGGCGCGAGGGACAGCCACGCGGGGCUGAUGGGCUCCAUCCUCCGCGAGGUGCUGCUCUCUCGCUCGUCCGAAGGGCACCACCCCGGGGAGACGCGAGGCGGGGAGACGCGAGGCGGGGAGCCCGACGGGGGCGAGGCGGCCGCCGUCGGCGAGGCAUCGGCGAUGGAAGCGGAGGAGGAGGUCUCCGUCAAGGCGGUGCUGCGCGAGCUGUCUUCGCGCCUCGGUGUCGACCUCAAGGCGGCGGGCCUCAAGCCGCUCGUGCUUCAGAUCCUCGGCGAGGAGGCGCGUUGA
Molecule: messenger RNA, 2346 nt
Organism: Emiliania huxleyi CCMP1516
Lineage: Eukaryota; Haptophyta; Isochrysidales; Noelaerhabdaceae
Exons: 7
Coding region: 1-2346 (781 amino acids)
Cellular component (GO): nucleus
Molecular function (GO): ATP-dependent chromatin remodeler activity; ATP binding; DNA binding
Source: RefSeq, a predicted model, not a curated record